AACCACAUUUCCGUUGGACCCGAACGCAGCAUUGUGGGCGGGGCACCCAGAGGUGCCCUCCUACUCUUUCCCCGCUGCCGCCAUUUUACCGUGUCUCUGCGGCAGUCAGCGGAUCGGGACGGGAUCUUUCCUACAUUACACAACUUUUGAAUAUUUUGUUUCAACCGAACCUGGUAAUUAACAGCGUAUAUGUUGUGACCACAGUAUCUGCAGUCGUUACACUGUCGUGAUUAAACGGGACGCGGAGUCCUCCGGCUAGCAGCAUUCAGUUAGCUCGUCUUAGCUAACGUUAACUCAACAACAAGGCGGUGUACUUAACGUUAGGCCUCUGCUAUGUGGCGUUAGCGUGCCCUAAAAUUAACCUAAACUCGUAUGAGCACAGUACAUCAAGUGUUAGCCAGGUUGGCAAUACAUUUUGACUCACGCUAUUGAUUGUGUAGAUAACGUCCAUCUAUUCAAUCCAGCCAACGAUAUCUUCAUAUAUUUUCUCAUCUCCAUUCGGUAACGUUAGUGUCUUUCCGACGCUGCGGGGAAUCGUUCGUAACGUUAGUUGGUUCCAGCUAACGUUAGCUUUGGGCUACUUUUUUGAUUACUGAACAGUAAGUAUAUUUUUUUCUUGGGUUCUAAGCUGUCAACAUACAUAACGUACCUUGAAACCAACCCUGAAGGCCUGUCACGUGUGUUAUUUGGUGGCUCUAGUAGACGUUCGCGUUCUUCGCCUGUGACGUCACUUUAACACUUAGUGGCUGCUGAAGUGUUUUUUGUAACGUUGCUUAUGAAGUAGCUUUAUUAUCUUUUUGUGUUUCCUUAUUUAUUUAAUAUAUUUAUUUCAGUGGAAGUGCUAUUUUGUGUGUAGAGUGUACUUUUCCCUAUUCCUUAAGAUGGAAGUGAUGCUUGAGGCUGAUCAUUGGUGUCAAACUGAGGCCUCCGUGUUCAGCAAAGAUGAACAACCCAGGUCGAGACUGCCCAAAUUCAUGAAGGCAAUUGCUCCCAAUUCUGGAUUAGAUACUUAAAAUACAUACCCAUGGCUAAAUAGACUAGAACCAGUAAGUCUGUCCACUGGCCCUGUUAGACCUGAUUUCUGGAUCUCCCAUCAAUGUGAUUGAUGGCCUAUUUCUUUCGCACUGUACCGUCGUGUGUAAAGGUCCAACUGUCUUUCUAUGUGUGUGUUCUGCUGUCUGUCUCUCAAUAACGCCUUUUCAGUUCCCUGGGGAGUGUUUCUGAUUGAUUUUGUAGGUUUAAAACCCUCCACAUGGCCCUUUGUGGGAUCCCUGGAUGCGGAUAGCUCGCCCCUCACAGUACAGUGGCAGAAGAUUUUUAUUUUUUCUUCUUCUCGGCUUUGGGUGAAAAUCGCUUGAAUAUCCUGCCCAUAUUUUUCUACUGCCAUCACCCAAAUGUUACCAGGUGUACAAAAUAUCACCAACAAGUCCAAGAAGAAGCGGGGGAUGAUUUUUCCACCCACCCUCCACCCCCUUUUUGCCACAUCGGUUUGAGAAUUUUUUGGAUCCGUUUUUGGUGCCUUUCUUGCCCCCUAUGCCCCACGAUUUCUUUCAUUAGUCUCAACAAUUAAUAAAAAAUAAUAAAAAAAAAAAAAAAAUCUCCAGCGGACUCUUGCAUUCACCAUCAGUAAUGCUUAGCAGUCUGGUGGAGAUACAGAUGUCUGAGAGAAGGGAUGUCGUAGGAAGACAAGUGUCUCUGGGCGAUCCAUCCCCCCCUUUCCUCUUAUCUCACGGAUCGAGUGUUCCUUCAGGACUCAUUACCACCACGAAGUCACCUACCAGCAGUGUGCUCAAGAGGGAGACCGCUUCUAAGCCACCUCAGAGAACCAGCUGCUUGGUUAAAGGUUCUAACCUGAUCUCCUCUCCGCUCAACACGCAGACCAGCAUUACUAUGACCAACCAUGGAGACGACUGCUACUUCUUUUACUAUUCCAAUUGCACCAAAGGAGACACCUGCCCGUUCAGACACUGCGAGGCGGCUAUGGGAAGCGAGAUCGUCUGCAACCUCUGGCAGGAGGGGCGCUGCUUCCGUACCGUCUGCAAGUUUCGCCACAUGGAGAUCACGAAAAACAGGAAGGAGAUCUGCUGUUACUGGGAGAACCAGCCUGCCGGCUGCCAGAAGCCUCACUGCGCUUUCUUCCACGAACGGCCGCGCUGCAUCGAUGGCACCUUUGUCCCCCCGGAUAAAAGUCUAAACAAGACUGAGGAGCAGCCGCACGAGGAACCGCCCCCCGCGCCCGCUGCCUCUCUGACCGCCGCGGCCAAUCCACAGCUCCGAGGCGUCAAGACAGAAACCCAGGAGCCGGUGCCGAGCCCCACCCACCCGCCCGUGGUGAUUAAUCCAGCGGACGAUGACGAGGACGAAGAUGACCAGUUCUCAGAGGAGGGAGAGGACGGAAAAGUUGGCCUUUCUCCUUGGAAACCACCCAAAUCAGGUGACUCGCUGAGCUUCGGCGUGAGCACCCUGGAGGAGAUCCGGCUGAGGAAGGCCCUGAAAGCCAGCAUGAAGAGGGCGGGAUACCCCAUGCAGAGUCCUGACCCCCAAGCCAACGGAGAGAAGGAAAACAUCCAGUCAUUGUUUGGAGCCACCCUCUACCAGGCGGAAGACGGACCGUUCGUGUGUGAGGAAACUGCUCGACCGAGAGGCAGUUUGGCUGAAAGACUUGGAAGGAAGAUGCCCAACAAUGAUGUGAAAUUCGGAGGAGUCGUGCCACUAAGAAGGGGUCUGUCUGGGCGUCUGGGCCGGCUUAUGGACGAGGAAGAGCCCUUCCUGCCCCCCCAGAAAGCUUUGAAGCCCAUUAAGGACCGACUCGGCUUGGCUGGCUCUGCUCCCACUUCUACUCAACCAGCCGACACCGACAGGAAGCCAAAAAAGGCUCCUGAGCAGAUUCGCAUCAAAACCUUGGAGGAGAUCAGACAGGAGAAAGCAGCGAGGUCUCCGUCCCAGAGCCCUUCAGCCGCGGCCGCAGAAAGCAGCCGAUCCAAAGCCGCCGCGGGCGUCAAGCGAGCCGCCGCCGCCGGAGACGACUCCGUCAACCACACCAAGAGCUUCUCGGAGGGCCUUUGUGCCAAGAAGAAGAGGCAGGAGGGACAGGAUCCCAAGUCUAAGAAGCGCCAGGGAGAGCCUGACAGGACGCAGGGUGCAAACGUGGGCCAGCUCAGAGUGAAGACUCUGGAGGAGAUCCGCAGGGAGAAGGCAGCCAAGGUCCAGGCUCAGCAGAACCUGGAGGGUGAAAACCAGAAGAGCUCCGAUAGCGAGGAGAGCCCCGCAAAGAAGCCCCACCUGCUGCACGUCAAACUCAAUUCCCCAACAGGCAGCGUCGCAACACAGAAGAGUUCUGAAGUGACGGAGAAGCGGGUGAAAACUCCUCCCGCUGCCCCGGAGGUGACGCGCGCCGCCGUUCCUAGUGCCGCCCCCAGGAACAACGUCAAGGUCAAGACCUUUGAGGAGAUCAUGUUGGAGAAACGCCUCCGCAAGCAGGAAAUGCAGGACCGGGCCACAGACCGUGGAGAGGCAGAACCUGCUGAGAAGCCCAGCGACGAAGGAACCGCCAGGCGGAAGGCUCCCGCUAAAGUCCGUCUGACGAGCCCGGGCUCCUCAUCGCCUUCCUCCACCGCCGACGGCUCCUUUUCCACCCAGAAGGUCCCCGUUGGCAAACCCGUCUCCCUCCGACCCAAAGCUGCUUCCUCUCUGAGCAGCACCACCCGCGGUGCCCGAGCCGCUGCCGUCAAAGCUGCUCCCUCGGUGCCCGCGAAGCAGGUCUCCCCUCCACCGGCCGAGUCGGACUCGCGGAGCCCCGGCCGCUCCAGGGAGGUCCCCGACAAGAACACGAGGAGCUCUACGGCGCCGUCACCAGCCACGCCUCCCCGGGGCCCCGCUGCAGAGGGACGCACUCCUGAUAAGACGCUGAACCGUAACCAGAAGACAUCCCCAGAGCACGGCGCCGAGGCCAAAGUGAGGCCCAAGCUCAACGUGAAGCCUUCCGUGGUGAAGCCCGCGGUGCAGGUGAAGCCCGGGCAGAAGAGGAGGGGAGCAGCGCGCUCCGCUGUCGCCGCGGUCAAACCUCUGAGCAGCACCUCCACGCAGCAGGAGCCCACGUGCCGAGGCAGAGCGGAGUUCCCGUCCGCCUCAGCAGAGGCUCAGCUGAGCGCUGCUGUUCCUCGGAGUCCCAGCACCCCCGUGGACUCGGGCUCCGGCUGCAGCCCCCCGAGGGAGGACCUACAGACCGUCCCCGUCUUCAAACGGAGUCGGAGCCAGGACGCCGUAGUUGCUGCUAGCGCCAGCGAGGCCUCCACCGUCCCCCAAAGCCCGGUCCCGAAGACGCCCACUCAGGCCAAGUCCCGCAGACUGAGCCUAGCGGCGCCGCGCACCGCCUCCACCUCGGCCAUGGAUGACUUCGAGGAGCUCAUCAACGAGUUCACCGAGGACCACCUGGAGGGAGACGUGGACCCCGGCAUCGAAGAGGACGACCUGCUGCAGGAACUGUCCGAGAUGAUUGACAGUUGAGGGUUCCACCUGGUGGUGGGCGGCAAGUGAACCCCCGCAUGGAAGCGUUUGAAGAAGAGGAAACAAAAAGGUCUUUUAAGCUUUCGUUGAAGCUAGUUUUUACUUUGCCUUUCAGGUUAUAUUCUCUCCUUUUUCAUUUCCUGCCCAGCCUGACGGUUCUUCGUCGGUUCAUCAUGAUGUUCAUUUACACUGUCAGACCUUUCGGGUCAGGAGGGAAAGUGGGAAAGAAGCUUUGUUGCUGGGAGAUGAUGAGAGCGUCGUCACUUUAGCAGGAGUCCUCGUGCGUCGUUGUAGAGAGAAGUCCUAUCCGUGUACUGUGUAUGCAAAGAGAGCCGAAACAAUGAUUUAUACUGAUGAUCAUGAUGAAUGUUUUUGUUUUUCUAUAUCGGUGACGGUUGCCCAGCUAGUUCCCACAUUAUGAGUUUUAAUGUAAUAAUGAGCCAGUUUCUCUGACGUUCACACCUCAUCUUCCUGUCUGGAUGGUUCCAUCCUCCAGGUGAAUGCGGCUGACUGAUGUCAGAGCAGCUUCUGUGCUUUACUGUUUUUAGAACGUGUAUUUUAGUUUUUAACCAGUUCUCUGGGUCAGUGGGUCCUUUUGAAACAACUAGCGGAGGAUAAGUGUGUGUGUGUGUGUGUGUGCGUGCGCGUCCUCUCUGGGCUUUGUUAACAAACACCUCAGGUACCUUUCCUAGUGUGAUUUACAAACACUGAAUUCAACAACGCCAUCUUUAGUUCUCUCUUGUGUCUCCAUUGGUUUCUAAAUGUGAUCCGAGAAAAGAUCUACUCAUUGUUUGGACUUCACACGUGUUGGCGGUGUCCUGACCUCUAUUCCUACGCUUACUGUUCAAAGUCACUUGUACAUAUUACUGUGUAAUAAAAAGUGCUUUUAAUGACUAGCUGGAUCAAGAA
Molecule: messenger RNA, 5415 nt
Organism: Gasterosteus aculeatus aculeatus (three-spined stickleback)
Lineage: Eukaryota; Metazoa; Chordata; Actinopteri; Perciformes; Gasterosteidae
Source: RefSeq, a predicted model, not a curated record